Molecule: messenger RNA, 1958 nt
Organism: Arachis ipaensis
Lineage: Eukaryota; Viridiplantae; Streptophyta; Magnoliopsida; Fabales; Fabaceae
Source: RefSeq, a predicted model, not a curated record
CACAAUCAUCAUUUAUGAUCUCCUUUCUUUUUGGGCCUUGGGCCUCUCACUGGAUCCAAAAAAAAAAACCGUAAGGAACCUGUUCCUCCUCUCUCUGUCUCUGUUUGUCUGUUCCUCUGCACCGGAGACGCUGCUUCCUCCGCCGUUCGUUGUGCCUCCAUCACGGCAGCGCCGUUCUUUGUCCUCUAGCUGGUUUCCAUCCGUUUAUGGUCGCCGCUGCUUGUUCGCCGCCCUUCACUAUCGUCAGUCGUCGCCUUUCGUUGUUGAUCCUUCACAGAAACUCGGCCAAAAAACCCUAGCACUGCCGCCGUCCGUCCGUCUAUCUAGCUUCCCUCGUGCUCCAAGUCUUCAACCCCCGUUCGCUGUCACCGAUCGCAGCUGCUUCCUCGAGCUCGGCGUCCGUCGUCUUUGUCUGCUCAGCCGCGCUUCCGCCGCCGUUGGUUGCCGUUAACGUUCGCGUCUUCGUUCAGCCGUCGUCUUGGUUCGCGUUCUUCGCCGUUCAAGUUUGCUCGGCGUUCACCGUUCGCGUUCACUCGCCGUUCACCCUUCGGGUUCGCGUUCGUCUGGAAGCCACGUUGCCCUGCUUCAAACUCUGCGACCAACCCGCGCGCUCCACCUUUCCGUCGAACUGCUCUCUUUUGUCGCCGCCGAAAUUCUGAGGUAUAUAAGAAUUAAGAAGGAAGACUAUUUUAACGGGUCUACACAACAUUGGAAUCUUCAUUCCCGGACAUACUUUGCAAGAUUUCUGUGAAAGUUAAUCCACCUAUCACAAAACAUUUCCCAUCACUUCUCUUUUCCAAAUUUCUUCAAAACACAUACACGUCCACCUCUCCCAUCACUGCUACUACCCCCUUUGCCUCUGCCUCUCUCGUAUGUAUCGUCAACUGUAGUAACAAAUGCUGGGACUCUCAUAUGGAGAAAUACUUCUGUUGAUUGGAGUAACUGCUGCUGUAAUUGGCCCAAAAGAUUUGCCAAUCAUAGCCAGAACAGCUGGGAGGCUAGCUGGUCGCGCUGUUGGAUAUGUACAAUUGGCUCGCGGCCAAUUUGACAGCGUUAUGCAGCAAACCCAAGCUCGCCAGGUUCACAAGGAACUGCAGGACACAAUGGCACAGCUCGAUGCUAUUCGUCAUGAAAUUAGAAGUAUAUCACUUAUAAAUCCUGGCCCUAUGACCCGCGGGCUUGUGGAUAAUCCUGACCAGACAUCUAUUCCAAAUGGCACCAAAAAAACCGAAGACGUUGGAGAGAAUAAGUCCAUACCCCUUGCUACCACUAACUCAACACCCACUGUUAUCAAGGAUUCACCUUCAAAUUCAUGCAACAUGCAAAGUCAAGCAACGACAUAUGCCCGAUUGGCAGAGUCUGCUAUCAUUAAGAACAGUUUAGCUGCAAGUAGUACUGAACCCCAGAAGAUUAAACCUGAACUGCAGCAUACUGUCUUGCCAAUUUCCGCUGAAAGCGCUGGACUCUUACCAAAUCGUAGCGCUGAUGUGAAAGGAUCCGACAUAGUUCUAGAAGCAAUCGUGGAGGCAGAAGUAGCUCACAAUGCCAAGGAAUUCUUUUCACAACCCCAAAAUCAAACAUGAUUGAUAUCAUGUGGUAAUGUUACAUUUCACCUUUCUAAUAUAUCUUCAACGUUAGUUGUUUGUUCUUUGUAGCAUUUGUAAUUGAUUUACUUGUAAAUAAAAAAUCGUAUGUAAUCCAGUAGAUUUCGUUUACCAACAUGACGUAGAUCAGGUUGAUCGAGUGACACGCUAGUGUCUCUUUUUUUGGGUUUUGUUUUUCUCCCGGUGGCUUCAAUUAAGAAUGGAAAAAAGUUGUGUUAGCAGAGAUAGUUGGUCUCAAGUAGGAUUAGUCGGCUUUCUGACAUUUGGUUUGCAUUUUUACUUUUAAUUUUUUCAUAAUUUUGUGAAGGAAAAAAAAAAAAGGUUGAAAUCAAUGGUGUUCAUUCUUUGCAUUCU